AUGGAGCCUGACAAAGAUUUAUCUCAAUACCCAGCACUACCUAGCGAGGACAAGACCAAAGUAUCCGCUGCAAUUGAUCCGACCCUCCGUAGCGACUCCAGCGAUGCAGAAUCCAACAAUUCCAGCGAGAUGCGAAGGGUUGCGAUGCCAGAGGCUUCGCUCUCGAUCUCGGAGCAGGAACCAACUUCUACAAUGUCUAAGGGCAGCACAGCGCCUCGUAGCCACCCAGCAGUGGACGCUCUGCGUCAAUCUCCAGUCGUUGAGUUGCAUCGCAGCUCCAGUGGACGGAAUCUGCGGCUCAAACAUUUAUCGGUAGCGGACGGAGCGUUAUUGUCGGCACCGAAUGCGUUAACACCUCGAGCACCUUCUGGAAGGAGACCAGAGCGACGAGAGCGUCUACACAGCGCCGAUUGCUACAACAAUACACCCAGCAGUAACAACGACCGUAUUUUACAGCGAAGCAGCAGCUUUUCCAUCUCUGCUCAUGUACUGAAAGACCUCGAACGGCCAGUAGGACUUGUAGAGCUAUGUGAAAGGCCAGAACAUCGUACUGACCACGAGGAGGACCAACAACGAGAAGAUAGCAGUGACGAGAGUGAGGACAUCCCGUGGGAUGCACAUGACGAUAUUCCGUAUAAUAAUUCCGAGGUUUUUGAGCAAGUGGUGCAAGAACAAGAAGCUCAGAUCGAGAACAAGACAGUCUCGAAUUUUGGGCUUUGGGGCAAAGCCGCCAAGAGCAAAUGUUUGCCCGAUGCGAUUAUUUUUUCAGGUUCCAGUGCCGAGGAGUCAAAACCCACACAGAGUCUUUCAUCUUCUGCGUCAUUAUCAAGUAGCAACGAGCCUCUGGAGACUAAAGGAAGCCGAAGUACGAACGAGAUGCCGACGCCUAGUGAAUUGGUCUCUCAGUUGCAUCUGACACAUCCACAUCUAGCAACUUUACCAGUGUUAGACAUGAUGCCCCAGUCGAUGUCGCUUACAAGGUCGACUUCGCCACGCAUCAGACGUCCAGCAAACUUUUCCUCGUUUCCAGAAGUUUCACAUCGACGGGAGACAAUAUCACCGUUAAAUAACCAGCAAGUGGAGACAGAAACUGAUACGAACGCGACAGUCGUGAGCAACCCCAUCACGCAGUGGAAACGAGGUGAACUCAUUGGUGAAGGAACUUUCGGAAAGGUUUACAAAGGAUUGAAUAUUGCCACGGGCGAGCUGUUUGCACUGAAGGAGAUUGAGAUUCAUUCGCGUCCUAACGACGAUCAGGUCACUCAGAUGCAGAAACUUGGCGAGGAGAUCUCGCUCAUGAAUAAUCUCAACCACAAGCACAUUGUUCGCUACCAGGGAAGCCAUCGAUCUGAGAAUCAUUUUUACAUUUUCAUGGAGUAUGUCCCUGGUGGAUCCAUAGCCAGUAUGCUUAAGCAGUUUGACGCCUUUAGUGAAGAUCUCAUUCGGAUUUUUACACGACAAAUCGUACAGGGUGUUGCUUAUCUGCACGAAAUGGGUAUCAUUCAUCGUGAUAUCAAAGGUGCAAAUGUGCUGGUAAAUGAGCAAGGAGUGUCCAAGUUAGCCGAUUUUGGUUGUUCGAAGCAAAUUCCCCAAAUGUUGACCACAAGUUUAGAGGAAUCUCUGCGUUCGAUUCGAGGGUCCAUUCCGUGGAUGGCACCUGAAGUCGUCAAACAAAUUGGUCAUGGGUACAAGGCUGAUAUUUGGAGUAUCGGUGCUACUGUUAUCGAGAUGGCUACUGCUAAGCAUCCAUGGCCACACUGUCAUAACGGCCUAGCGGCUAUGUAUACUAUCGCGAUGGCUACAGCGCCACCUCCACUGCCAGAACAUUUGUCACUGGAGGCAAAAUCGUUUCUUCAACGCUGUUUUUGCAUCAACCCGGAAGAGCGAGCAACCGCAUUAGAGCUCGCUAAGCACCCUUUCUUGGCUGAAAAGAGGUAA
This is a messenger RNA of Phytophthora nicotianae INRA-310, 1938 nucleotides long. RefSeq names its product STE/STE11 protein kinase. Gene Ontology annotation, biological process: protein phosphorylation. The transcript is spliced from 6 exons. Bases 1 to 1938 code for a protein of 645 amino acids. Gene Ontology annotation, molecular function: protein kinase activity; ATP binding. NCBI's taxonomy places the organism in Eukaryota, Oomycota, Peronosporomycetes, Peronosporales, Peronosporaceae. The record is from RefSeq and is a predicted model, not a curated record.